Salvia splendens (bonfire salvia) is the source of this 888-nucleotide messenger RNA. RefSeq lists its product as uncharacterized. The transcript has a single exon. Gene Ontology annotation, cellular component: replication fork. Gene Ontology annotation, biological process: DNA replication. Bases 1 to 888 code for a protein of 295 amino acids. The record is from RefSeq and is a predicted model, not a curated record. Lineage: Eukaryota; Viridiplantae; Streptophyta; Magnoliopsida; Lamiales; Lamiaceae.
AUGAGACUGUUGAGUGCCGCAUCUUGUGAUGAAGCAGAACAUUUGAAGGAAUUUUCUUCUUGGGUUGCUUCAAUUGGAGAUGACGUUCUUGGUGGUUCAAAUGAUGGUGAAGUGACUAUUGUUCUUCCUUCUAACAUUGUAUUGUCUAAUUCUGGUGAUCCUUUGAAAACAAUUGUUUCGAAGAUAUAUCCAGGUUAUAUGAAUCAUGAAGAGUUGAGUGAUUGCUUGCAUGAUCGUGCUAUACUUGCUCCUACGUUGGAGAUUGUUGACGAGGUUAAUCAAUUCAUGAUGUCGUUGGAUCAGUCUGAAGGUUGUCUUUAUUUGUGCUCUGAUAGUAUUGCCAACUCAGAUUCGACAUCAGGUGGUUUAGCUGAGUUACAUUCUGUUGAGUUUUUGAAUAACUUGAAGUGUUCAAGUACACCUAAUCAUGAAUUGUUGCUGAAAGUUGGUACUCCUGUGAUGCUGCUAAGGAAUAUAGAUCGCUCGAAUGGAUUAUGUAAUGGCACAAGAUUGCUAAUUACACGAUUAGGUGAUUAUGUUUUGGAGGCACAAGUGUUGGUUGGCCAUGAUGUUGGGCAUAAAGUUUUGAUCCAUCGAAUGUCUUUGAUUCCCUCUGAUCCAAGGUUGCCAUUCAAAUUUCAAGGACGACAAUUUCCUUUGGUUGUGUCGUAUGCAAUGACUAUUAACAAAAUUCAAGGUCAAUCUUUGGCUCAUGUUGGGUUAUUCUUACGAAAACCAGUCUUCAGUUAUGGUCAAUUGUAUGUUGCUAUAUCUAGAGUUACGAGUCGUGCAGGUCUGAAGAUUUUGGUUUGUAAACAUGAGGAUGAUGAUAGUAGGGGUGAUUCGACUGUAAAUGUUGUUUACAAAGAGGUUUUCCAAAACUUAUGA